AUGACUACCACCAAUAAACUAGACAUCUACAAUGCCAAACCUCCAGUCUUUGAUGGAGAGAAAUUUGAUUAUUGGAAGGAUAGAAUCGAAAGCUUCUUCCUAGGCUAUGACGCUGACUUAUGGGACAUGGUUAUAAUUGGUUAUGAACCACCUGUAUAUACUCCUGGAGUUGUCAUUAUUAUGAACAAAAUGAGCGAUGAUCAGAAGCGAGACUUCAAAAAUCAUCAUAAGGCCAGAACGAUUCAGCUGAACACCAUAUCCUACAAUGAAUAUGAAAAGAUCACAAACAGGGAUAUAAAUAAAGAAAUAUUUGAUUCCCUAAAGAUGACUCACGAAGGCAACAAUCAAGUUAAGGAGACUAAGACUCUGGCCUUAAUCCAAAAAUAUGAAGCCUUCAGAAUGGAGGACGAUGGAGCUGUAGAGAAGCUUCGACAAAAAUUCAAGGCCCUAAAAAGGGUCCAUGAAGAAACUAUUGAAGAAUGUGAUAAGCUUAAGAUAGAAGUUUCUGAAUUAAAAGGUUCUGACGAAAAGUCUAAAGAAUCUGAGGAUGCUGAAAGGGAAACACCAAAAGUAACUGAAAUCUCAACCUCACAGAAAAGAUCCAGAAACAGACUAAACGUUUAUGAAGAGUUGACUCUAGGAAACAAGGAUGAACCUGUCAAAACAAGAGAAGUUGGGGAGAGGCUAAAGGCUCGUCUGGCCAGAGAGGCAGAAGAGAGAGCUCGCGGAAAAGCAGAAGAAAAGGAUAAAUUUGAAGCAGAGGAGAAAGCAAGAAGAGAAACUGCAGAAAAGGCCGCCGCUGAGAGUGCUGCUGCUGUUGAAGCUGAAGCCAAAGCCAAGGCCGACGUUGAAGAAGCAACACACAUUGCCGCGGAAGAAGCUGCCAAGGAAAAGGACGUAGCUCUGACUCAAGGUGAAUCAUCUCAUUUUGAGUUUGCUCCACUGGUGUUGAAGACUCUGGAGGAACUCCAUAAAGAAUAA
Molecule: messenger RNA, 981 nt
Organism: Lathyrus oleraceus (garden pea)
Lineage: Eukaryota; Viridiplantae; Streptophyta; Magnoliopsida; Fabales; Fabaceae
Product: eukaryotic translation initiation factor 4 gamma-like
Exons: 4
Coding region: 1-981 (326 amino acids)
Source: RefSeq, a predicted model, not a curated record